Messenger RNA from Melitaea cinxia (Glanville fritillary), 1777 nucleotides. It is a transcript of the gene Alg3, whose product is annotated as lethal(2)neighbour of tid protein 2. Gene Ontology annotation, cellular component: endoplasmic reticulum. The transcript has a single exon. The record is from RefSeq and is a predicted model, not a curated record. The coding region runs from base 232 to 1719 and encodes 495 amino acids. Gene Ontology annotation, molecular function: dol-P-Man:Man(5)GlcNAc(2)-PP-Dol alpha-1,3-mannosyltransferase activity. Lineage: Eukaryota; Metazoa; Arthropoda; Insecta; Lepidoptera; Nymphalidae.
CAAACUUGGCUAAAGAUUCGUUGCAUUCGUUGUGAUAUUUUCAUGUCAAAAAAUUAUCAUGUAGCUAUUACGACUAACUAAAAUGUGUCUUCGUAUCUGGGUCUAGUGACCUGAUCUUAAAAUAGAAGUAGAAGAAGCUUUUUUUAGUUAGCAACUGUAACAAAAAAUUUAAAAGAAUAACUACUCUAAAAGAGGAACAGCAUUAAAAUUCUUUUUAAAUAUUAAUACAGAAUGGGAAGCCAAAGGAAAAUUCAAGAUAUUAAACAUGAACUCCAUAAUUUUUUUACGUGGAAUUACUUAAAGGGAUUAGUGGUGAAUCCGGCACAGUUACCUUUCGUUGCUUUUCUAAUAAUACUUGCCGAACUAAUCCUUAACCUAUUAAUAGUAGAAAAAGUACCUUACACUGAAAUAGACUGGAAAGCGUACAUGCAGGAGUGCGAAGGAUUUUUAAAUGGAACACUCGAUUACAGUAAGCUCCAUGGAGACACUGGACCGUUAGUAUAUCCAGCAGGGUUUGUCUACAUCUAUUCUCUGUUUUAUUUUCUUACUGAUCAAGGCCACAAUAUUAAAUUAGCCCAAUACAUUUUUAUAGGUGUCUAUCUUUUAUUACUGAGUUCUGUUCUUAGAAUUUAUAUUAAAACAAAAAAGGUUCCUCCAUAUGUUCUUGCUUUUACAAUAUUAACUUCAUAUAGAAUACAUUCUAUUCACGUUUUACGUAUGUUUAAUGACCCUGUAGCAGUUCUUUUCUUAUAUGUAUCUCUAAACUUCUUUUUAGACUCAAAAUGGUACUUAGGUAGUAUUUUUUACAGUUUAGCCGUUUCAAUAAAAAUGAACAUACUACUUUAUGCACCUGCAUUAUUCUUCUUUUACUUAAUUAAUCUCGGAUACAAAGAAACCAUAAAACAAUUAUUUGUGUGUGGCAUAAUACAGUUAUUGCUAGGAUUACCUUUCAUUAUAGUUGCACCUGUUGCCUAUAUAAAAGGAAGUUUUGACCUAGGCAGAGUUUUUAAUCAUACUUGGACGGUUAAUUACAGAUUUUUAGAUGUAAAAUUUUUUGAAAAUCCUAUAUUUCAUUUAACAUUGCUUUCUAUACAUAUUAUGCUUUUAAUCAUAUGUGUACCUAUGUGUGUUAAAUACUUUCAAAGUUAUUGCCGCUUGAAAUAUGUACAGCAGCAGGUGCAACCUCAAAUUGAUGCAAAAAAUAAGGAAAAUAAGAGAAAGUCCAAGCUGAAAAAAGAAAUUAAAAUGAAAUUAAAUCCAAAUUUAGGAAAAGAAGAAUCUCUAUCAAAGGAACAAGAGCAAUUUCUAAAGUCAUUUGAAAAUAUGUUACAAAAGUCUUCACAAAUGAGUGGCAAUAAGUUACCUAAGAAAAUAAUUAAUGAUGAAAGCAAUAAGUCUUAUAGCAUUAACUUUGACAUUUUGUCACAAUUAUUUAUCCUUCCAAUGUUUUUAGUCAAUUUUAUAGGCAUUGUUUGUGCACGCAGUUUACAUUAUCAAUUUUAUUCAUGGUAUUUCCAUACUUUGCCAUAUUUGUUAUGGUCUACUAAUUACACUAUUAUUAUUAGGUUUCUAAUAUUAGCACUUAUAGAACUUUGUUGGAACACUUACCCCAGUACUAAUGUUACUAGUGCUAUGUUGCAUAUAUGUCAUAUUAGUAUAUUAUAUGGAGUUUAUAAAAAAAUGUCAACAGAAUUAAAAAUGGCAUCAAAAUUGCAAUGAUAAGAUAAAUAUCUUGGAAAAUUGUAAAUAUUUGUUUAAUAAAUAUGUAUUUUGAUAA